AUGGCACCACGAUGCCCUGGUUGCGGCCGAGAUGAUCUCACAGUUACGGGUCUCAGUCAGCAUCUUGCCAAGAGCUGCAACACACAUUGUCAAGCGCUGUACCGUCAGUCACGGUUAGAAAUACCUCGAGCCAAUGAAACCGGUCCUCACAACGAGUUGGAGAGGUCUGAUACAGAGGAAGGUUAUGGUGAGAAUGAAUUUACGUGGGCUCCCGAGCAAGUCAGCGAUGGUGAAAGUGACGGCGAAGGCGACGGCGGUGGUGACAGCGAUGGUGGCUCAAAUGAUGGUUUGAUUCUCGAACCUGAAUGGGAGCCUCGGGUCGAAGAGCGAGAGGAUGAUAUAGCUCAUAACGAUGCAUACCAGGAAGAUGAGCACGGCGCUCAAUACGAUGAGCACGUUGCUCACCAGGACAUUCAAGCACAUGCGCAAGGGCAGCACGGAUGUGUGGUUGUGGCUUACCCAGAUCCGCGCGCUGGUCGAAUCAUCAAUCAAGCCAACUGCCGUGCUGCGAAUGUGGAAUAUGGGGCACACCUUUCUAAUGCAGAGAGGGAUAACGUGUAUCAUCCUUUUGCUUCUAAGAUGGAUUGGGAGGUCGCAAGAUGGGCCAAGCUGCGUGGACUCAGUUCAACGUCGUUAUCUGACCUGCUCGCAAUCCAGGGGGUCAGUGAACGCUUAGCGCUCUCGUUCAAGAACGCAAACGAGCUGAAUUCAAUGAUCGAUCACGAACUUCCGACCAGCCGGCCGAAGUCACUGUAUAGUGAUCUGGACUUCGUGCAGUAUCUUUCAUUUGCCCCCGAGCGGCAUUAUACCGAUGAGAAUGAGACUGUUCGUCUCUUUCAUGAUAUGCAAACAGGUAAAUGGUGGUGGGACACGCAGAAAAAACUCGAUCAGUGCCGUCCAGGUGGGACCAUCAUUCCCGUCAUUUUAUCAUCCGACAAAACGCAAGUAACGCUGUUCCGCAACAAGUCUGUCUAUCCGCCGUCGUCUGGUUCCUACAUUCUACUCGCUUACUUGCCAUCAACACGGCUCAAACACAUAACCAACAAAGCUUCACGCCGGCCAACUUCGGCCAACUUAUAUCACGCAUGCUUGAGCCGUAUUCUCGCUCCACUCAAAUCUGUCGGUCUAGAUGGACUGCAUAUGGCUAGUGGAAAUGGUGAUGUCCGCCAUUGUCAUCUAUUAUUUGCCAAUUUCAUUGGCGACUACCCAGAACAACUCCUCGCUACUGGGAUCAAAUUUGGAGAGUGUCCGAAAUGCGAUAUUGACGCUGACGAAAUGGGUAGCAAUACAGUGCCGUUUCACUUACGAAAACUUGGCGAGGUGCUAGAUGCACUCACUGCGUUCGCUGAAGGGAAUCUGCCCUUUGUUCGCACUUGCGCUGCGGCGGGCAUCAAGCCAAUUGUCCAUCCUUUCUGGGAAGAUCUUCCGUUCACUAACAUUUUCCACGCAAUCACUCCAGAUGUCUUACACCAGCUGUAUCAAGGCUUGGUAAAGCACCUCGUAGGAUGGUUGAUGGCUGCUUGUGGAGCCGCCGAAAUUGACGCUCGCUGUCGCUGGCUUCCUCCACAUUCAUCUGUUCAGCAAGGGGAUCACUGGCCUGUCACGCAUAAGCGGGACUGA
This is a messenger RNA of Suillus clintonianus, 1620 nucleotides long. RefSeq lists its product as uncharacterized. Bases 1 to 1620 code for a protein of 539 amino acids. The record is from RefSeq and is a predicted model, not a curated record. NCBI's taxonomy places the organism in Eukaryota, Fungi, Basidiomycota, Agaricomycetes, Boletales, Suillaceae. The transcript has 5 exons.